Staurois parvus is the source of this 567-nucleotide messenger RNA. NCBI's taxonomy places the organism in Eukaryota, Metazoa, Chordata, Amphibia, Anura, Ranidae. The record is from the annotation of a GenBank genome assembly.
CAGGUCUCAGGCCCCCAGGCGGGGCGGCGGGCACCGAGUCACCAGGCACAACCGUGGGCUCCGAGUCAACUGGGAUGACCGCUGGCACUGGGUCAGACAUUGGAUCGUCUGGCUGGACAGCGGGCAUAUCGGGUCACCAGGCAUCAGGUCAUUUGGCUCGACAGCGGGCACCGCGUCAUCUGGCAAGGCAGUGGGCUCCGAGUCAACUGGUAUUGGAUCGUCUGGCUGGACAGCGGGGCACUGGGUCACCAGGCAUCAGGUCAUUUGGCUCGACAGCAGGGCACCGCGUCAUCUGGCAAGGCAGUGGGCUCCGAGUCAACAGGCACGACAGUGAGCACCGGGUCACCAGGUACCGGAUUGUCUGGCUCGACAGCGGGCAUCGGGUCACCAGGUAUGACAGCGGGCACUGGGUCACCAGGCAUCAGGUCAUUUGGCUCGACAGCGGGCACCGGAUCAGGUACCGAUCAUCUGGAUCAACAGCAGGCAUCGAGUCAACUGGCCUAAUAGGAUCGUCAGGCUGGAUCAGUUCAUCAUGCUGGGUAGAGGCAUCAGGCUGAAUGCCGGCGU